GCUAUAGUAUACUCUUGCGGGUUCGAACUUCUCAGGUCCAUGCUCCAUCUAGUUGCUUGGUAGUGCUUGUCUUGCUUCGACAUGCUAACAACUGCCAAUUGGUGCGCAGCCCGUCAUUUCACACCGGCUAAUCUUUGAUCGCCACUUCACUCGUGUGGUUUGUGGUAUGGUACAAAUUUUCGUUAACAAUCCACCCCAACAAAUGAAGAGUAUCGUGUGGGACAGGGCGAUUCAACUCCAAGCACCAUAAAGAAAAAAAUGGUCAAGGACAUGGACUCGGACGACCUGAAGUUGCAAGAAGAAUCGGCGCCAACAAAAUCUAGACCCCAAUCCGGUCACGGGAAAGAAGUCGCUUUUCAAACAACCACUACCACUGAUGUGCACAAGCGACCAUGGAUACGGUACCGGACUGAGUAUCUCGAUCAAAACAACGACGACGUCGUCUGGGAAGAAAACUCGCGAACGCCCUCUGCGAAUCAUAAUGAUGGGUUGGAUUUCAUUGGCGAUCCAAUCUUCGAGAUCCUUACAAUAUACCGAGCGCGAGGCGACAGUAAGAGUGUUAAGAGAUCUUCCAAGACAGGGGAAAGAACGAGAGAAGGCCCGCCUCCACGCUCAUUUGGCACCCCGCCUCGUCACAAGUUGCGGAUCUACUCCUCUGCUCUCCGCAAUGCAUUGAACUCAGUUGUCCAAUACUACCCAAGUCAAUCACUCAAUGGAGACGCUCUCGAAGUGGAUUGGCCGUAUCCUGUGUUAGUUCACCAUUAUGAUGAGCUGGCAGAGUUCCGGAAACAAAUCCUGCUGAAAGAACCAAGUGAGCUUUGCGUCAGAGAAACUCAUGCACCCGAGGACAUUCAGGCACUACUGGACUAUCUCGACCAGACCGUCAUGGACAACAUAAGAGCUGAGAUGGCCCGUAUAAAGAGGGGCUUCUUGAGUUUCGACAGCUUCUGGUACGCCUUCAAACCCGGAACAACAAUUUUGUCAUCGAUCAGAACAACCACUGCCUGGCAAGCAUGCGUGAUAUCCGACAUCACGGGCGGGACCUUUGUCGACCCUCCUGAGGAGUGGGUAAUAAAUGGCUGGUCACUCGCGUUUGACGGGCGUUUUCUUGGUCGCGUCAGUAGUGGGUGCACAAUGGAACGGUUCUCUGGUGAAAAAGACCAGAGUUCAUUUCGUUUCAUAUCCGAUACCAAGGACAUAAGAGACGAAGAAGCCAAAAGACUUGUCGAUUAUGGAAGGCAGUAUUGGGAGCUUAUCCAAAAAAAGUGCAAGUACCAUGCCGGUGAUUCUUGCAAUUUCCCGCAUAAUACGGUCGAGGGGCUUGUAAUGACAGAUGCACGACAGUACUAUGCAGAAAAUCUGGAUUCUACUCGCAGUCAACUAGAAGGUUCGGACCUCCGCAGAUGGACCAAUGAUUGCGUUUGCAGUGUCUGCAAACAGAGGUCAAUCAAGCUCGAAACUGGCACGCAAACCAUGUUCGAGAACUACAGCAAGAUAACGCGUCUCAGAUGGUCGCAGCUCUCUGAUCAUCAAUAUCUUCUCUGUCCAUCCGAAGUGCCUGCGUUUGUGUUUAAGUCACGAUCAUGGGACAUCUUCCAUGUCAACAACUUCAGGGAUCCACAAUUCCAGCAAGAUAUGAUCAAUAGCUUAGUCACGGAUGAGGAACGUGUCAUAACUUUGAAGGCUCUUGCUCAAAGCUUCAUACGGGUGAACCAAGAUGGCGACACCAUUGACAGGCCAGCAUGGACGGCAGAUUUUGUCAAGGGCAAGGGAACCGGAAUGACGUUCCUGCUACAUGGUAGACCAGGCGUGGGGAAAACAUACACUGCAGAAUGCAUUGCCGAGUAUACAAAGCGACCGUUGAUGACACUGACAAAUAGCGACAUCGGUAUAGACCCGGACUCGGUGGAAUUAAACUUAACGAGACACUUCAAGACUGCAAAAAGCUGGGGUGCAAUCUUGCUCAUCGAUGAGGCCGAUGUAUUCAUGGAGCGUCGCUCAAGCAACGACUUGACGAGGAAUAGCUUGGUAGCUGGAUUUCUCCGCGCUCUAGAAUUCUAUGACGGCAUCCUUUUCCUCACAACCAACCGUGUUGGAUCUUUUGAUGAUGCCUUUAUCUCACGAGUCCACAUCCAACUCUAUUAUAGGGACUUCACCGAUGGUGAGCGGCAGAGGGUGUGGCAAACUUUCAUCGACAAGCUGCACAACGACAAUACCGAUGCGGAGUCUGGGAAAUUGUACAUGCGAGUUAGCUUGCCGGCGCAGGAGUACAUUGAGGGCGAACAGAUUCGAGCUAUCAAGUGGAACGGUAGAGAGAUCAGGAAUGCCUUCCAGACCGCGGUUGCCCUUGCCGAACAUGAAGGGAGGCGGGACAAGGAGGGGACCAUCCUCGUGACUGACCGGCACCUCAAAUCAGUCUUGGCUCUCUCCAAGGACUUCAAGAAUUAUCUGACGGAGCUACACCAAGGUCAUGAUGAGGGCGAAAGGGCGCGCAGGAGGCAGGAGAGAUUGGACUCCUUCGGUAAUGAGUCCUAAGCCUUCCACUAGUCCGUUUUCUUUCCAUGGAAUAUGUAGUGCGCUUGAUUUACUGAGUUCAUAACUGCUGGAGAUCUACAAAAAUCCCACCUCUCGUGCUUCAGCCAUAUGAGAUUAUAGUUUCGCCCUUAAUCCGUAUACAACCCCAAAAACGCACGGCACCUUCAUGUAGUGAGAAGUGGUUUUGUUUUUAAUCCCCAUAUAUACAAAACGUAUAUGGCGCCUUC
Molecule: messenger RNA, 2762 nt
Organism: Diaporthe batatas
Lineage: Eukaryota; Fungi; Ascomycota; Sordariomycetes; Diaporthales; Diaporthaceae
Exons: 6
Coding region: 259-2535 (758 amino acids)
Molecular function (GO): ATP binding; ATP hydrolysis activity
Source: RefSeq, a predicted model, not a curated record